UCUUCCCGUGGAUCCCGACUCCGAAGCCAGCUUUGCGAUCCUUCCACGUGAAUGAGUCAAACUUUUCCUUGUCAUCUGUGGAAUGCGACUGCGUAUUGCAGUAGUUUCUUUUAUCCUUUGAGUGAGCGAUUUCCCUGAAAUGCCGAACGUUUGUUUCGUCAAGACGUGCCGCCAGCAAACUGGGAAGAACGUUCGCAAGGGCUUGCGAUUCUUCUCUUUGCCGGAGAAAGAACCACGAAGGACUGCGUGGUUACGCUGCGCCGGGCGAGGGCACGACAUCGAGAACCUGCCUCUCAUUCCCCGUUUUUGUGCCGAACAUUUCGAGCCGACUGCUUUCCGAAAGGACGACCUGCGUCGUUCCCGUCUUCGAUCAGAUGCUGUGCCGACGCUUCUGCUUCCCGUCGCCGACGAGACCGACGAUCCUCCCCCAAAGCGCCAAAAAGUCGUGACUCAGGCCUCGGCAACUGGACUGCCUGCACCCUGCGAGGCAGAAAUGACCCUCAGGGACUGUACUGCUGAAACAAACAUCCCUGCAGUGGUGCCACCUGUCCCUGUCGCAGACGUGCCUGCACAGUCGCAUCCACCCGAGUCUGCCUUCUCCACUUGUAGCAGUGGGGUGCCAUAUGAAUGCACAUCUCCUGUUCCCAGCAACAUGCCAGACUCUGACGCAACCUACUCUCCGUCUCACAGCGAGGAUUACGAGAGAAUCGAGCAUGGUGCAUCAGCUCCACCACCACCACCAGAAGAAGAGCGCCAGUUUCUGGUGUUCGAGAGCUGCCUAAGGGAGCUUUUCAAGACCUGCCAAGAGUGCUCAAGACUGUGCCAAACAACGAUCGAAACUACCGGCACACUGAUCACAGUCUACAGCAUCUGCCCUGUGGAGCACGUGCGCACAUGGAAAAGCCAGCCCAUCGUCAACGGCAGACCAGCAGGGAACAUACUGCUGACCAGCCACCUGGUCUUCUCUGGAGUGAAGAUUGCCCCUACGCUGCGGAUGCUACGCCAUAUGAACGUGCAGGUCAUCUCCGACUCGAGCUUCUACGAGCAUCGGAAGGCCUUCGCUCUACCUGCAAUCCACAAGGUCUGGCUGCAAGAGCAACAAGAACUUCUCAACGAGUUGCAGAACAAAGAGGUGGACAUCUCUGCUGACGGGAGAUUUGACUCCCCUGGGUUCUGUGCCAAGUACCUGACGUACACAGUUCAUGUCGAGCAAAUCAACAAGAUUCUACACUCUGUCCAGGUCCAGCUAAAAGAGGCAAGUAGUCGGAUUUACGUGAACCAGUUGCAACAAUCUCAUAAUCUUUCUCUUGUGUUAUGUCAUCAGUUACUUCACUGCUAUGCACUAUUUUGGUAA
Messenger RNA from Ixodes scapularis (black-legged tick), 1354 nucleotides. RefSeq lists its product as uncharacterized. NCBI's taxonomy places the organism in Eukaryota, Metazoa, Arthropoda, Arachnida, Ixodida, Ixodidae. The transcript is spliced from 4 exons. The record is from RefSeq and is a predicted model, not a curated record. Bases 140 to 1354 code for a protein of 404 amino acids.